AUGGUAGAUGUACGGGAACUCCUCCGAAACGAACUCGCAUCACGACACCUACCAAGCUCGAAAACUGCCAAAAAACGCAGACAUGGCUCAGCCCUAGAGCCAGCACGGAAAAAAGCCAGGCCGUUUACAGAGGACAACACGUCAAUUGAAAACGAAUCCGCAGCCGAUGAUUCCAUAGAAAUAGCAGCUACCACCAAAUCACCACCUCCUACCCGCAACACAGAACUUGACACAGAGUCAGUGGAGACUCAACCUGAGAUAGAUUUAGAGGGACGGCCUGCAAUAUCCACCAAUCAAGAAGUUGACGAAAACGAGUGGGCUGCCUUCGAGCGGGAGGUUGCUCAGCCUUCUAGGCAGCAGCCGCCGCCUACCACCUCAAAUAGCACUGUGACCAUAUCUGCUGCCCCUGUAUCUGCGGCCGAACUAGACUCACGAGAGCGUCAGGAUCGUGAAUCUCUGACAAAGAACCGAGAGGCUGCCUUGCUCGGGGACCGUGAGGACGCUACUAGAUUUCUGGAGGAAGAAUUUGACGAGAUGGAAGAGCUAGACCGGCGUGUCAAACGGCUGAAACAGAUGCGGGAUGAGAUCCGUCGCAAACGAGAAGAGGAUAGCCAGGCAGUCUACAGUGCAGAAGUAGAUGAUAUGCCGGAAAAUAAAUCGAAAGCUGAUGGUGAAGGAAAUGAUGAAGAUAGUGAAUAUGACGAUGAUGAAGAAGGCUGGGACGAUUGGGCGUUCAGAUGA
Molecule: messenger RNA, 741 nt
Organism: Microsporum canis CBS 113480
Lineage: Eukaryota; Fungi; Ascomycota; Eurotiomycetes; Onygenales; Arthrodermataceae
Exons: 1
Coding region: 1-741 (246 amino acids)
Source: RefSeq, a predicted model, not a curated record